AUGGCCGAAGUCCUCCCCGAAAUCAUUGGUAUAAUAGACGAUGGUCUGGCUAUUGGCUCAUUUUCCUUCUCAAAAAUUGCCGAUAAGCUGCUCGAAAUCGCAGCGUGGGGCUCUUUCAUCAAGGAUAUGAUUGGAGUUCUCAACCCAGAUAAGCCCGAUCCGGUUAUGCUCAAGCUUAUCGAGCUUGACAAGAAAAUCACGCAACUUUCCGACAAGAUGUCAUGGGAGUUCGAUAGCCUAAAGGCCUUCAUAGUAGAACACGAGUUUUACGCGGAUCUGGUGCAAACCGCCUCGACGUUAAUGAAGUUCAUGCAGGAUACAGUCAAGGAUCCUUGUAAGGAUAGUUAUGCAAUUUUCAGAGAUGUGUCGCAGAAAUCUCCACCAUUGCAGUACGCUUAUAAAAUGAUAAGUCUUUUGGAGCAAGAGUCGACGAAUCCAUUAAAAAUGGCAAUGAAAGCCGACCCAUUGAGAACUUCGGAAACUUUCGAUAAGUGGAGAAAUAUCAUUGACGGCGUGAUUACCCAAUUUCUGUUCCUCGAGACUUAUAUCAAUGGUAUAUUCUGGGAUAAGAAUAUGUAUGGCCCGAAGCUUCUGACAGAACGCAUCACCCACCUGAAUGAGCAGAUGGAUGCAUGGAGGGAAGACUAUGAAGACUCUUAUUGGGAUACUGUUGUCGAGCGUAUGGUUCAUGAUAUUCAAGAUAGGUAUGAGAAUUCGAAUGCUAGCAACGAAGAGAAAUCAAAGAUGAUCGCUGACAAUCUUGUAGCAGGGAUUAGCAAUGAGUGCUACUACGUGAUGGUAUAUGAUGACUGCGGUGGAUACGCUCAUCACGCGUAUUACGGUGUCCGCAGCCGAUACAUAGUCUCGUUCCGCCGUGGGAAAUGCAAUGCCGCGGUUUAUCGAAGCAAAAGUUUCAACUUCGUGAGCCAAGAGCUUCGGAACAAUUUUCAGCACGACCUGGAGUCUCGCAUAAAUGAAGUAAAUUGGACAUCAUCAAUUAAAGAUAAUAGCAAAUGGAUGAUGGAAAGAAUUCCGAAUUGCGGACUUGUGGCCAUGAUUCAAAUGGGUGAGGAUUUGGCCGUUUAUUUCGUUUAUGGAAGUGCCACUCCUGCUCCACGAGGACCAGGAUGGAUGAUUGAUGUAGACUUCGCAGUUUGGGGUGUAUCAGUGAUUGCAGGGUUUGAGAAAUUCUAA
Caenorhabditis elegans is the source of this 1194-nucleotide messenger RNA. RefSeq names its product Helo_like_N domain-containing protein (gene W04G5.8). Bases 1 to 1194 code for a protein of 397 amino acids. Lineage: Eukaryota; Metazoa; Nematoda; Chromadorea; Rhabditida; Rhabditidae. The record is from RefSeq and is marked reviewed. The transcript is spliced from 7 exons.